Camelina sativa (false flax) is the source of this 1470-nucleotide messenger RNA. RefSeq names its product metacaspase-5-like. NCBI's taxonomy places the organism in Eukaryota, Viridiplantae, Streptophyta, Magnoliopsida, Brassicales, Brassicaceae. Gene Ontology annotation, biological process: proteolysis. The record is from RefSeq and is a predicted model, not a curated record. Gene Ontology annotation, molecular function: cysteine-type endopeptidase activity. Gene Ontology annotation, cellular component: cytoplasm.
CAGUAUUUUUGUGACAGCUUGACAAUAAUUACAAAAUAAAUCAGUCACUCAUUCAACGUGAUCAAUAAAGAAAACUUGAUUAGAUUCAAAAAUUGCUUAUAAUAACAUCAUGGUUAUGGAUGCAGCCCACAUCUUAUAGGGUGUUGAAGCAAUGGUGAAGAAAGCAAUAUUGAUAGGUAUCAAUUAUCCUGGAACCGAAGGAGAGCUACUGGGCUGUAUCAAUGACGUUACGCGGACGCACAAAUCACUUGUGGAACUGUUCGGAUUCCCGGAGGAGAACAUCACUGAGCUGAUUGAUACUGACAAGUCUAAAAUCCAACCCACUGGCAAGAACAUCCGACAGGCGUUUUCAGAUCUUGUUGAAACAGCAAAAUCUGGUGAUGUCCUUUUUGUUCAUUACAGUGGACACGGUACGAGGUUGCCGCCAGAGACCGGUGAAGACGAUGAUACUGAGUUUGACGAGUGUAUUGUUCCCUCCGAUCACAAUUACAUCACCGAUGAUGAUAUCAGAGAAAUUGUGGAUAAGGUGCCCAAAGGCUGCUCAUUUACGUUUGUCUCCGACUCUUGUCAUAGUGGUGGUCUCAUUGACUCAGCCAAGGAGCAAAUAGGAGAGAGCUUUAAAAAGAAACCCAAGAAAGUAUUCAAAUGCCCCUUUGGACUUUUUAGUUCCAAACGUGUUGUAGUAAAAGAAGAAACAUCUACCAAGACAGAACAGAGAGAUGGUGAAAACAUAAGCAAUACCAGAAACAGAUUUCUACCACUGGAGACUUCUAUCAAUAUGUUGAAGCAAGCUACAGGAAAAGAUGAUAUCGAAGUGGGGAACAUUAGGGCGACACUUUUCGAUGUGUUUGGAGAUGAUGCAUCCCCAAAAGUGAAAAAGUUCAUCAAGGUGAUUCUAAGCAACUUGCAGGAGAGUAUUGGUGAAGGUUUAAUGUUGGGAAAUAUUGGAAAGCUAGCAACAGAUUUUUUGACUGAGAAGCUGAAUGAUGAAGAGUUUUUGAAACCCGCGAUCCAAACACAAGUAGGGAGCAAGAAAGAGGUCUAUGCAGGAGCAUGUAAUGGGGAGCUUGGGAACCACGGUAUUCUACUUAGUGGGUGCCAAACUGAUCAGUUUUCUGCAGAUGUAGCCUCCAAAGAAAAAGCUUAUGGAGCAUUCACUAAUUCCAUACAUACUAUACUUGCUGAGACAAAGGGUAAGAUCAGUUACAAAGAUCUGGUUUUGAAGUCCAGGAAGUUACUUGAGAAACAAGGGUAUCCUCAACGACCGGGGUUGUAUUGCAGUGAUUGUUACGUGAAUGCUCCAUUCGUAUGCUGAAAAAUAACUGUUAUGUUUGUACUUUCCUUUUACAACAUUUGGACUUUGGUGCUGAACAAGUAUUUGUGUAAUUUUUCUUUUUUUUUGUAUUUUUUGUAAUUUAUAUUGUUUGUUGUAAGUUUUAUUUGAAUGGAAAGUGUUCAGUUUGAAUCGUA